AUGCUCGAUCUUAUUCCUGCAAGCACUUGCAUCCCACAGAGCAGCAUGAAGUCGUGUGCAAGGACUAACCCUUCUGGCUGGGAAUAUAAACCCACUCUCAAGCAGAAUCGUCUUAGGUCUUCUCUGUUUAUUACUCUACUUGUCACUUUGGUGGAGUUCAUUAUAUUCGUUGUUCAAAGCAGCAAGAUGCUGAUAAGUACGGUGUCGGUGGGAUAUGAAUAUGAAACAUGUCCUGACUUUAUUCUGUGGGAGAAGAGAACAGUAAUCCUUCAAGGCUUUGAAAUGGAUGCUUCAAAUCUGGGAGGCUGGUCUAUAAACAAACACCAUGUAUUAAAUCCACAAAGUGGAAUUGUACACAAAGGAAAUGGUGAAAACAUGUUCAUUUCCCAGCAGCCACCAGUCAUCUCAACCGUGAUGGGCAACGGUCACCAGCGAAGUGUCUCCUGCUCCAACUGCAACGGUCUCGCGCUCAACAGCAAACUCUUUGCCCCGGUCGCUCUUGCUUCUGGGCCUGAUGGUAGCAUCUAUAUUGGGGACUUCAAUUUUGUCAGACGGAUCUUUCCCUCUGGAAACUCAAUUGGUAUAUUAGAAUUAAGGAAUAGAGACACAAGGCACAGUACAAGCCCUGCACAUAAAUAUUACUUAGCCGUCGAUCCAGUGUCAGAAUCCCUUUACUUGUCAGAUACCAACACCAGAAAAGUCUACAAAGCAAAAUCUCUCACUGAAACAAAGGAUCUGGCCAAAAAUGCAGAUGUGGUGGCAGGAACAGGUGAUCAGUGCCUUCCAUUUGACCAGAGUCACUGUGGAGAUGGUGGAAAAGCAUCCGAGGCAUCUCUCAACAGUCCAAGAGGUAUCACUGUGGAUAAGCACGGAUUUAUUUACUUCGUUGACGGUACCAUGAUUCGGAAAAUUGAUGAGAACGGUGUGAUCACAACAAUAAUAGGUUCGAACGGCCUCACAUCAACCCAGCCAUUGAGCUGUGACUCUGGAAUGGACAUCACUCAGGUGCGGUUAGAGUGGCCAACAGACCUCACAGUGAACCCUCUAGACAAUUCACUGUAUGUCCUGGACAACAACAUUGUCCUGCAGAUCUCUGAGAACAGGCGUGUGCGAAUCAUUGCAGGGCGUCCCAUUCACUGCCAGGUGCCAGGCAUCGACCACUUCAUCGUCAGCAAGGUGGCCAUCCAUUCGACCCUGGAGUCGGCCAGGGCGAUCGCAGUAUCUCACAGCGGGAUACUCUACAUUGCAGAGACAGAUGAAAGAAAGAUCAACCGUAUACAACAGGUCACAACCAACGGUGAGAUCUCUAUAAUCGCCGGAGCCCCAUCAGAUUGUGACUGCAAGAUUGAUCCUAAUUGUGACUGUUUUUCAGGUGAUGGUGGAUAUGCCAAAGAUGCAAAGCUGAAAGCACCUUCUUCUCUAGCAGUCUCUCCUGAUGACACACUGUACAUAGCAGACCUUGGCAACGUUCGCAUCCGUGCAGUCAGCCGAAACAAGGCUCACCUCAGUGACACGAACAUGUAUGAGAUCGCGUCACCAGCGGACCAAGAACUGUAUCAGUUCACCAUCAACGGCACCCACCUCCACACGCUGAACCUCAUAACGAGGGACUACAUUUACAAUUUCACCUACAGCGGGGAAGGGGAUAUAGGCACCAUCACCAGCAGCAACGGGAAUUCAGUUCACAUCCGCAGAGACACAAGUGGGCUGCCCCUGUGGGUCGUGGUGCCGGGCGGCCAGGUGUACUGGCUGACCAUAAGCAGCAAUGGGGUUCUGAAAAGAGUUUAUGCCCAAGGCUACAACCUGGCUCUGAUGACAUAUCCUGGAAACACAGGGCUUUUAGCAACCAAAAGCGAUGAGAAUGGAUGGACAACUGUGUAUGAGUAUGACUCCGAUGGCCAUCUGACCAACGCGACCUUCCCGACCGGGGAAGUCAGCAGUUUCCACAGCGAUGUUGAAAAACUGACGCGAGUGGAACUUGAUACUUCAAACAGAGAGAAUGUGAUCACAGCCACAAACUUCUCAGCUACCUCUACAAUAUAUACUUUAAAACAAGAUAACACGCAGAAUAUCUACCGGGUCAGCCCAGAUGGGUCCCUGAGAGUCACCUUUGCCAGUGGAAUGGAAAUCACGCUUAACACGGAGCCGCACAUUCUAGCAGGGGUUGUCAGCCCCACUUUGGGGAAGUGCAAUAUCUCCCUUCCUGGAGAGCAUAACUCAAAUCUCAUUGAGUGGAGGCAAAGGAGGGAGCAGACCAAAGGCAAUAUCUCCACGUUUGAGAGAAGGCUAAGGGCCCACAACAGAAACCUGCUUUCCAUUGAUUUCGAUCAUGUAACCAGAACCGGAAAGAUUUAUGAUGAUCAUCGAAAAUUCACUCUUCGGAUUAUGUAUGACCAGACGGGACGUCCAAUUUUAUGGUCGCCCAUCAGCAAGUACAAUGAGGUCAAUAUCACUUACUCGCAUUCUGGAUUAGUCACCUAUAUCCAAAGAGGAACCUGGACUGAGAAAAUGGAGUAUGAUCCAAGUGGGAACAUAAUUUCCAGAACAUGGGCAGAUGGUAAAAUAUGGAGUUACACAUAUUUAGAAAAGUCCGUGAUGCUCCUGUUGCACAGCCAGCGCCGCUACAUCUUUGAGUAUGACCAGUCCGACUACCUGCUCUCGGUCACCAUGCCGAGCAUGGUGCGCCAUGCCUUGCAGACCAUGCUGUCCGUCGGGUACUACCGCAACAUCUAUACCCCUCCGGACAGCAACGCGGCUUUCAUACAGGACGUCGCCAGAGACGGACGCCUUCUGCAAACGUUGUAUCCUGGGACAGGACGCAGGGUCCUUUACAAAUACACCAAACAGUCCCGACUUUCCGAGAUUCUUUAUGAUACUACUCAAGUCACGUUCACCUACGAGGAAUCUUCUGGGGUUAUUAAAACAAUACAUUUAAUGCACGAUGGGUUCAUCUGUACUAUCAGAUACAGACAAACAGGUCCACUGAUUGGUCGCCAAAUCUUCAGGUUUAGUGAAGAAGGGCUUGUAAAUGCCAGAUUUGACUACAGCUAUAACAACUUCCGUGUCACGAGCAUGCAGGCCAUGAUAAAUGAGACGCCUCUUCCCAUAGAUCUGUACCGUUAUGUCGAUGUUUCUGGCAGAACUGAACAAUUUGGAAAAUUCAGUGUAAUUAAUUAUGAUUUAAACCAAGUUAUAACCACCACUGUGAUGAAACAUACCAAAAUUUUUAGUGCCAAUGGUCAGGUGAUUGAAGUACAGUAUGAAAUUCUCAAGUCUAUCGCUUACUGGAUGACCAUCCAAUAUGAUAAUAUGGGUCGUAUGGUGAUCUGUGAUAUACGCGUAGGUGUAGAUGCCAAUAUAACAAGAUAUUUUUAUGAAUAUGAUGCUGAUGGCCAACUUCAAACUGUGUCUGUGAAUGAUAAAACCCAGUGGCGCUACAGCUAUGACCUUAAUGGCAACAUCAACUUGCUGAGCCAUGGAAACAGCGCGCGUCUCACUCCUCUGAGAUACGAUCUGAGAGAUCGCAUUACCAGACUUGGAGAAAUUCAAUAUAAAAUGGAUGAAGAUGGUUUUCUCAGGCAAAGAGGCAAUGAGAUCUUUGAGUACAACUCUAACGGUCUGCUGAACAAAGCAUACAACAAAGUGUCUGGCUGGACUGUGCAAUACUGUUAUGAUGGUCUUGGAAGACGAGUUGCAAGCAAAUCAAGCCUAGGACAACACUUACAGUUCUUCUAUGCUGAUCUCUCCAACCCAAUAAGAGUUACUCACUUGUACAAUCAUACUAGCUCAGAAAUAACAUCCCUGUAUUACGAUCUUCAAGGUCAUCUCAUUGCAAUGGAAUUAAGCAGUGGAGAAGAAUAUUAUGUUGCUUGUGAUAACACUGGAACACCUCUAGCUGUGUUUAGCAGUCGGGGCCAAGUCAUAAAAGAGAUUUUGUACACCCCAUAUGGAGAGAUCUACCACGACACUAAUCCAGAUUUCCAGGUUAUCAUUGGUUUUCAUGGAGGGCUCUAUGAUUCUCUUACUAAAUUAGUUCAUCUGGGUCAGCGGGACUACGACGUCAUUGCUGGUCGGUGGACGACACCAAAUCAUCAUAUAUGGAAACACCUGAAUGCUGUCCCACAACCAUUUAAUCUCUACUCAUUUGAAAAUAAUUACCCAGUUGGCAGAAUCCAAGAUGUUGCAAAGUAUACAACAGACAUUGGAAGUUGGCUAGAGCUGUUUGGUUUCCAGUUGCACAACGUACUGCCUGGAUUCCCAAAACCAGAGAUAGAAGCUUUGGAGACAACAUACGAACUUCUACAGCUUCAAACAAAAACCCAAGAGUGGGAUCCUGGAAAGACUAUCCUUGGUAUUCAGUGUGAGCUACAAAAGCAACUCCGAAACUUUAUAUCCUUGGAUCAACUUCCUAUGACACCCAGGUACAGUGAUGGCAAGUGCUACGAGGGAGUGAAGCAACUGAGAUUUGCAGCCAUUCCUUCGGUAUUUGGAAAAGGCAUCAAAUUCGCUAUAAAGGAUGGUAUAGUGACAGCUGACAUUAUAGGCGUGGCUAACGAGGACAGCCGGCGCAUUGCUGCCAUCCUCAACAACGCUCAUUAUCUGGAGAACCUGCAUUUCACCAUAGAGGGCCGAGACACGCAUUAUUUCAUCAAGCUGGGGUCUUUGGAAGAAGAUUUGGCCCUAAUUGGCAACACCGGAGGACGACGCAUCUUGGAGAAUGGCGUCAACGUCACAGUGUCACAGAUGACUUCUGUGAUCAACGGGAGGACUAGACGCUUUGCUGACAUCCAGCUCCAGCACGGCGCCCUGUGCUUUAACGUCCGGUAUGGAACAACGGUGGAAGAAGAAAAGAACCAUGUCUUAGAGAUAGCCAGGCAGAGAGCCGUGGCUCAAGCCUGGACUAAGGAGCAGAGACGGCUGCAGGAAGGGGAAGAAGGUAUUAGGGCAUGGACAGAUGGAGAGAAACAGCAGCUUCUAAGCACUGGGAGGGUACAAGGCUACGAUGGAUAUUUUGUUUUAUCUGUGGAGCAGUAUCUCGAACUUUCUGACAGUGCCAACAAUAUUCACUUUAUGAGACAGAGUGAAAUAGGCAGAAGGUAACAAAGAAAAUCUCUGCCUUUGCGUCACCAAAGACUGCCUGUUUUUAAACAUAAAAUGGUUUAUUGUAUUGGUUUUUCUAGAUCAGAACUCUGUAUAUAUAAAUAUAGAGGAGAAAACAUAUCCAACUGCCUUUAAAUGUGACAGAAGAUGGUAUUUUAAUAUUGUUCGUUUAACUCUUUGAGAGACGACAGUGA
Messenger RNA from Balearica regulorum gibbericeps (East African grey crowned-crane), 5294 nucleotides. The record is from RefSeq and is a predicted model, not a curated record. Lineage: Eukaryota; Metazoa; Chordata; Aves; Gruiformes; Gruidae.